AUGAGUUCGGCAGUUUGCAUUCCAAUCCAGGUUUCGACCUUUACGCUGAAUGCGGCCGUCGCUAACUCGGGCAAAGACGUGCCCAAUUGGUGCGUUGGCCCGUUAUCGCAGCCAAAUUAUGAUCGCCUUCUUCGAUAUGAGAAUGACGUCCAGCAACACGCUGACAUGUUGAAUCGACACCGCCUCGAGUCACUCAACCCGAGACUUUUUGACGCUUUCGACAAGGAGGUUCGACAAAAUCGUCAGGGCCUGUACCUCCACUGGAAGCUACCGCAACUGUAUCGAGCUACCGCCGAGGUCAGCGCUGGAGCGGAUGAGUUCAAGAACGACUGCUUCACAAAUGGCUUCCUCAGUCUUGAGAAGCUCUCCGAGGCAGAAGGUGGUGCCAAAUGGAAUGCCAAUGCAAGCAAAGCCACGACUGGUGAGUCAAGCUCUUUGUACAGAGCUGUACCGAAUCGCUGGCUUGUCUGGCGAAGGAUUCAUGAGGACUCAAUUCAGCCGAAAGAGGCUCUUGACAAGAUCAAGAAGUUUGAACUUUUCAUAAUCGAGAGUAACUUGUGUCGAAACAUAUCCGAACUGGGACCCGAGAUUGACAUAGAGGUUGAUGUCUCACCAUUUGUGGAUGCUGAGAAACCACCAGAAGGUCAAGAAGACAUGUUCUUGGGUAACAAGAUCUCAGUUUAUGCAGACGGAGCCCAGCCGCCCAACGCAGAGGAAGGCGAAAAGAAAUCCGUCCCUCUAUCAAUCUUCAACAGUUCGAACCCAUUAUUUGCCGACUUUCAACCACACAACUCCAACGUCUUCUCGAUGGUCGAUACUUUCUCCUAUCAGCAUGAUCUCGGCAAUGGAAAAAGCGAGACCAGGACACUCACAGAAGCAAAUGCAGACUAUUGUGUUCUCGGCUGGGUUCAUGACGCGAAGCUGGAUAUUUUUUCCGCAAAGAGCAAACCUCAUGGUGAGAUCCUGAAAGAGCUGGGUCUUGAGCUCGCAGACGGCGAGGCUGCAAACGCACAGGACUGGCUCAAAUCGUGUGAUAAAAACAACGAUAUCACCAGAGCCAUGUGCCAUGCCUCCAUAUACGGAGCGACAUGGAGAAAGGAAAUAGCCCCGGAGAACAAAGCCCAUGAGCUUGCAAACUGUUUUACAGAACAGAUGCCGGUUUUAGUGGGCUACUCACCACUCGAUUCCCUUGGGGCAUUCGCAAGAGAGGCACCGGAAUCAUUCGAGCAGCUCAACGGUGCAAAGCUUGAUUCGUCUCUGACCGGCACCCCAAAGUCCUUGAGCGAUCUUAUUUACGAGGUGCAAACCUUUACCAAGACAUCUCCUGGGAACCCCGACAAUUACCUUGCUCAACGAGAUAGAGCCCUUUUACAAGCAUUUACGGUCUCGUCACUCGGAUAUGUCUGGAAACUUAUUGACAAGGGUGACCAAGCCAACUCACCGAAUCCUCAACCAGAGGUUAAAACAUCACUCAUUCCCUCCGAUACCCAAAAGCUGGCUCUUGCCGGACUCGGCAAGUUACAGAGCUUCCGAGAUGCUUGCGAAUCUAAGCUGAAACAGCUCAGAUGGGACUUGUUUGCCGAGUGGUGGAAAGUCAAGACUAGUGAGCAAAGUAUGGCUGAAGUUGACCUGAAUGUUCUUCGAUCCUCGUCAUCAGAUGCCGUCAGACCCAUCGUGAGAGACAUUCGAAGAUUGAUAUCGAUUUGCAACGAGCUAGAUCGUGAGCUGGACACGAAUAAGGUUGCAGAAAAAUGUCCCCAGGCCGAAAAGACCCCAAGUGAGCCAUUUCACCAGAGACGAGAACCAACUGUGACGGUAGCCAGAGCAGUAUCAGCAUGGAACAUCAGGGAUACUAAACCCACCCGGGUACGGAUAACAUCGCAGGUGCAUCCGCAGGGGGAGGACCAAGAAACCAAAGCAGCCUUCACCGCAGAGGCCAAUGCAACAGAUAAUCUACAAGACAGUUUGUAUAACGCCAUGGAAUUCCAUCGUCCAAAAAUGAACGCCGUUGUAUUCACCACCAUGCAAGAGCUGGUUCGCGAGUGGGUUCGUCUCGGGCCAAAGGACGAUCCACAUGCUCCAAAGCGCACAACAAAGCCAUCCAUCGUCAGCCCGCCAUACGAAUCGAGGACACUCGAGGAUGAUGAGCAACUUGGAAAUGUCCCAAACUUCAACAAGAAGCAAGAGUUCAACGCCGUGUUUGUUGAAUGGGAGGCGGUUUAUUUCCACAUUCCUUUUGACAAAUGGUCUUUGCUGCCAGAUGAAGCCACAGGUCUACGGUGGGACUUGAAAGAGUAUGUGGGAUCGGGACAUACACAUGAUGUGAGAACCAUCAGCGGCAGAGACCUACUUCUUCCGCAGGUCAAGGCCGAGUUACAGGUGGCGGCAGAAAAUAUUGAGUAUUUCUCAGAGGAGUUCCAGGAUCUGCUGUUGGACAGACUCUGCUUUCCGUCGAGCUCGUUCUCGCUGAACGGGAUGAAUGAGCAUCUUUCCACUCGUUAUGUUGGCGGCACUCAUCUGACCCCCAACGCAACACUGUCUGGGGUUGUGAAGGGGGCUGUGGUAGAAUCUGUGUUUACCGAGGACGAUAUAGAGCUCAUUGGAAACCAGACACGGGAGACGCCGUACGCCGGUACAGUUGACAUUGGAGCCACAGAUGAAGAUGCUGGCAAUAUGCCUUCUCCUUUCAAGCCGGUUCUUCAUGGUCAGAUGGUCUUGACAAAACUAAAUCUCGUAGAUGAGUUUGGUCAAGUUGUCUCUGCUUUUGACUUUGAUAAGGCUCCAAGUGACAACUUCCUGGAUCGCAAGAUUUAUCCUGAAGUCAGUGAUACUUACGCGUGCAGCAACCUCGUUGACCCUCACGGAAAGCCGACCAAGAUUGCCAAUGCGGUCGUUGGAGACCAAGAGAAUCGCUGCGCUUUCUUUCAGAUUCCUCCGAGCAUCAACCAAGAGGCAAGAUUGAAUGCAUUCUUUGUCACUGAUAAGGACAUAUUUGGCAAACCUCUACCUCCAGACGAGCCUUACCGGCCAAUUUACGAACAAUGGGAGAACCCAGUCUGGGGUUGGGUAUUGGUCAACUAUGCUAGCCACGGCGUUCAGUUCUUCCUCCCCAACGGCAAGUUCUAUGGCCAAGUUCUGCUCGGCGGAUCCACAGGAACAGAUAUACCCUUGAGAUGGCAGCCUUUUGAAGAGCCCCCCGCCGAUUUAACAUCGUUCUCUGCGGAUUCUGUAGAUGUACGACGCCUCCAGGAGCUCAUGGACGUGUUUCGUCAAGACCCAGACUACUUGAAGGCAUUCAUCCACAUGAUUGGCGAGUCACUCACUUUGUCCAAAGAUAUGGACCCAUCAUACUCGGAGAGCCUUGCCUCAAUCACCGGGAGAUGCCUUGCUCUUGUGGAUUUUGGUGUCUCGCUCGAGCUUGCUCAGAAGCCAAGAGAAAACCAGUCUACCAUCAACGAUGCUCCUCCACAGCUUGAACUGCAACAUUACAAGUUCCCUUGCAUUUUUGGUGACGUGGAACGCAGAGAAGAUGGAAUGGUGGGGUACUUUGGGCCCUCUUCAGCGACAACCAAAAAGCCUGAUUUCUCAACGUGUUAUACCUAUUUCCCUCAACCAAAGCAAAAAGCCUCAAAAAACACAAUGAAAGAAAUCAUAAGCCAGCACUACCCAUUCCUCCAGCCACAGUACGCCGAUCCACUGGAACUCACACGAUCGGUGUUCGUCGAGCCUGAGAAUACCUUGAACUCUGACACCUUGGACCGCAUGUCUUCAGAAUUCCGAAAGGCGACGUCUAACAGUUUGAGCAUCUUCACCGCCAUAAUCAAUCCAUACACUCCCUUCCACGUCAGGACUGCUGGUCUUCUACCAACAAAGGCUCUUCAGAUACCGUCGUGGACUAUUAAGAAUGCUCUUGAGAAAAUGGACGUAUUCUUCCCCGCAGGACCUGUUCUGACCCUCGACGCUACUAUAUCAAAGCCUAUAUCACCACCUACAGACAUAGCUACCAUGCAACAAAGUAAAGUCAGGGGUGCAGGAGAAGAGACAUCCAAGUCGAGGAUGGAGGUCCCAACGCCUCCUGUUGGUAAAUGGACUUGGUUACAGCCUACACUUGACGAAAGGGAGUCUAAAACCAAGUAUAAAGAGAUUGAGACAGACGGAUUGAAGAGAAUUGAAGAGGACAAUAUUCUGAGGAUAAACAACAGGCAGCCAUUAACAGCACUUGAGGGAUACCUGUGUAUGAGUCGGGAUAAUGAUAGAAAGAAAGUAUAA
This is a messenger RNA of Fusarium subglutinans, 4269 nucleotides long. RefSeq lists its product as uncharacterized. The record is from RefSeq and is a predicted model, not a curated record. The transcript has 2 exons. NCBI's taxonomy places the organism in Eukaryota, Fungi, Ascomycota, Sordariomycetes, Hypocreales, Nectriaceae. The coding region runs from base 1 to 4269 and encodes 1422 amino acids.